Molecule: messenger RNA, 861 nt
Organism: Oldenlandia corymbosa var. corymbosa
Lineage: Eukaryota; Viridiplantae; Streptophyta; Magnoliopsida; Gentianales; Rubiaceae
Source: the annotation of a GenBank genome assembly
AUGUGUGUCAAAGGUUUUGUUGAGGGAGGCAUUGCUUCAAUUGUGGCUGGAUGCAGCACUCACCCCUUAGACCUCCUCAAGGUCCGAAUGCAACUUCCCAACCUUGCCCUUCAGAGGACGCUCCAACCCGCUUUCGCCGGUGUGGGCGUGGCCGUUAAUGUCCGCAUCCCCAUUCCUCCUCCGCCGCCCCGCGUCGGACUUGUUUCCGUCGGGACCCUCUAUUCGACGACCCGGAUGGGGUUGUACGAUAUCCUGAAGCAGAAAUGGACUGACCCGCAUACCAACAAGAUGACCUUGGACAGGAAGAUUUGCGCGGGUCUAAUAGCCGGAGCCAUCGGAGCCGCCGUGGGAAACCCGGCCGACAUCGCAAUGGUCCGCAUGCAAGCCGACGGGAGGCUUCCAGCGGCUCAGCGCCGGAACUACAAGAGCGUGGUGGACGCAAUCGCUCAAAUGGCCAAAAACGAGGGAGUGGCCAGCCUGUGGCGCGGGUCAUCGCUGACGGUGAACCGGGCCAUGUUGGGGACGGCAUCACAGCUGGCAUCGUACGACCAGAUCAAGGAGUCCAUAUUGGAGACGCACCUGAUGAAGGACGGGCUGGGAACGCACGUGACGGCGAGUUUCGCCGCCGGGUUCGUGGCGGCGGUGGACGUGAUCAAGACCCGGGUGAUGAACAUGAAGGUGGAGCCCGGGAUGGCCCCACCGUAUUCCGGGGCGCUUGACUGCGCAAUGAAGACCAUUCGGGCCGAGGGUCCGCUGGCUCUUUACAAAGGUUUCAUUCCCACCAUCUCAAGGCAGGGUCCAUUCACUGUGGUGCUCUUUGUCACAUUGGAGCAAGUCCGCAAAGUUUUCAAGGAUCUUUAA